Molecule: messenger RNA, 4483 nt
Organism: Rhopilema esculentum
Lineage: Eukaryota; Metazoa; Cnidaria; Scyphozoa; Rhizostomeae; Rhizostomatidae
Product: protein HIRA
Biological process (GO): regulation of DNA-templated transcription; DNA-templated transcription; chromatin remodeling
Cellular component (GO): nucleus; chromatin; HIR complex
Molecular function (GO): protein binding; nucleosome binding
Source: RefSeq, a predicted model, not a curated record
AGCUGUAUCUCACAUACGGAGGAGCUAGGCCUUAACGGCCUUGAAUUUUAUUCAAAACACGACAGCGUGCAACUGUCUGAAAUGUAUCUGUCCUGAAAGACGCUUCUUUAGAGUCAUGAAACUGUUGAAACCUAACUGGAUCAGCCACUCAGGCAAUCCAAUAUUCUGUGUUGAUAUUCAUCCUGAUGGAUCAAGAUGUGCAACAGGUGGUCAAGUUGAUGAUACAGGAAGAAUUUUUAUGUGGAACAUGGCUCCUGUGGUUGAUGCUCAAGUAGAAGAAGAUGAAAAUGUUCCAAGAAUGUUGUGUGUCCUUGAUAACCAUUCAGGCUGUGUUAACUGCCUCAGAUGGUCUAACAGUGGUAAAUACUUAGCUUCAGGUGCUGAUGAUAAGUUUAUAAUGAUUUGGCAGCUUGGGAGAGGAUUUGGCUCCUCCACAGUAUUUGGGUCAGGUGGCACCAUUGUCAACAUUGAGCAUUGGAGAUGUGCCCAUAUUUUAAGAGGGCACAGUGGCGAUAUUCUAGAUAUUGCCUGGUCACCAGAUGAUCGUUUUCUUGCUUCUGGCAGUGUUGAUAAUACUGUUAAUAUCUGGAGUGCAGAAAAAUUUCCAGAUCUCAUUACUACUUUAAAAGGACAUCAAGGACUUGUUAAAGGAGUCACAUGGGAUCCAGUGGGAAAAUACUUUGCCUCACAGUCAGACGAUAAAACGAUGAAAAUCUGGCGGACAUCCGACUGGAAGCUUGAAGCCAAAGUGGUAGAACCAUUCGAUGAAUGUGGAGGAACAACGCACGUGCUUCGUCUAAACUGGUCCCCUGAUGGCCAAUAUGUUGUUUCUGCACAUGCAAUGAAUAAUGGCGGGCCGGUGGCAAAGAUUAUCGAGAGGGAUGGAUGGAAGGGUCGGAUGGAUUUUGUUGGCCACAGGAAAGCAAUUACUUGUGUGAGAUUCAACUCGAGAUUGUUUACGAAACCGAGUCCCAAUGACCCAUCCAAGUUCAAGCAAUACGCGUGUUGUGCAAUCGGUAGCAGAGACAGAUCAUUGUCAAUAUGGUUGACAUCGCUUAAACGACCAUUGGUCGUCACUCAUGACUUGUUCCAGAGUUCUAUUAUGGAUUUGUCAUGGAGCCGAUGCGGGUACCGUCUCUUGGUGUGCUCGUUAGAUGGCACGCUUGCUUACCUUGAUUUCACUGCAGCUGAACUCGGGAAGGCAAUGACUGAUCAAGAAAAGCUUUCGUACCACAAACAGACGUAUGGUACUAGCAUAGUGUCAUCAAAAAGCAAUUUUGCUGCUUCGAUCAUUGAAAACCCGGAAGUUCUUGAAGUACACCAGCAACAACAGCAACAAGAACGGUUGCGAAAAGCAUUUUUGGCUCAACAAUCGUUGCUGAACUCGCCUUCGCACAGUAAAAUAAGCUUCCCAAAUGCUUCGCAGAUUACAUGGAAGUCCUCAGAUGGACAAAAUCUAUCAAAGGCUGGAAGUUUCACGAGUGGGUCAACUGAUAACAAAGAAGCUGCAAUGAUGGUACUCAAGCAGCAAAAAGAAACAAGAACUAAAGAUGGGCGCCGGAGAAUUACCCCAUUAAUGAUAGCAUCCCCACUUGAUCUAAGUGACAGCGAAUUUCCUUCAACUGCAGACGUCUAUGCUCCAAACGUCCAACUUCAGGAAAGUGACUCCAAUUUGGCACACAUGCUGAAGAGUGCACCAACAGUGCAACGGCCGCAGUCUGUGGGAACCACAACAUCCAUUACAUCGGUAAAUCAGAAAGCACAGCCCAGAUCGUCCACUCCAAAUAAAAAGGGUCUUGACACCACGCAACCAGAUUUAACAACAACUACAGCAACACAGAAUCUGACUGCCACUCCGAAACGUAAAGGGGAUAGUGUUUCCCAGACAACGCCUGCUAAAAGAGGAAGAAAAGAAAAGGAUAAAACCAAAGAAAAACAAAAUAAAGAUGAUUCUUUUAUGUUGCUCAAAUCCCGAGAGGACAAACUGCCUGAGCAUGCGCAGACAGGCACAUCAAGACCCUCCAGCCCAGGUUUGGUACUCCAACCCCCCAAAGUCGAAAAGCAUUUGUCUUUAAGGACUACUGAAACCAAGGGAAAAUCAGAACAAGAGGAAAUUGUUUUUGAGAUUGAUAACAACAUACAAGCACCAGGGGCUUCUUCAAUACACAUCUUACGUUGCACAAAGAAAGAGACGACCACUUGGGAAGCUUAUUUAACGAGUCCUGCAACUGCUUUGGCUUGCAGCGAGCUCUUCGUUUGUGUUGCUUGUCAAAACAAAUCAUUGCAUGUUUUUUCAAAGCAGGGUCGAAGAAUCAUGCCUACAAUGGUGCUGUCCUCUCAAAUAGCUAUAUUACAAUGCAGCUGUAAUUUCAUGUUCGUUGUUACUGCAUCAAGUUACGUCAGCGUUUGGGAUGUAACGAAACGCGAAGUAAAGAUAGCAAAAGAGCCAAUACAUCAUCUUAUCAAAGGAACGAGUAUUAAUCGGACAUUCAUCACAGAGACUGGAGUCCCAAUCAUUUCACUGCAAGAUUCAAGCUCGUAUGCCUUUUCUGAGUCACUUAACACUUGGAUCCAAAUCUCAAACAGCGAAGAUCCAUUACAAUCCGCGUCUACGUACCAUGGAUCUGUGCCAGGAAAAAAACCAAGUGGAAUGCUAACUUUCGUCCAAUCCUCUUCGGACAGGUUAAUGCGGCCAACUGCCCAGAAUUUGCGAAUGAACUCAAGCAAACAGCAGUCUUGCACGAUAAGUCAUUUAGAGAAUCAGCUUUGCUCAGCUUUGGUUUUAAGAUCUUCAGAAGAAUAUCAGUUUUGGUUCAUGACUUACGUUCGAUAUCUCGUGCAGUCAGGUGAAGAGCAACGACUAAGAGAACUUUGUGAAGAUCUUAUUGGCCCAUGCCAUCGUAAAAGCGAAAUCUGCAGGGAAAAUUCAUGGCAGCCAAAAAUAUUGGUUUUUAGAAAACGAGAUCUUCUGCAAGAUAUCCUGCCAAUAAUUGGUUCCAAUCUAAGAUUUCAAAGACUAUACACGGAGUUUAAAGAACAGGUUGAAUAUCUCAACAAGAGAUGACAUUGAGAACACUAAUUAUCAUACAAUCGUCAUUGUUUUGUAAUAUUUGUACAUUUUCAUUCUGUAAAAUUUUUUCCCCAUUUAUAAGUCAAUUGUUUUAUUCUCUCUAGGUAUCCUGUUAUUUUCGCCCUGAGGCUAAAUUAAUUCAAAUCUAAGGCUUUGAGCCUUUAUAUGAAAUGAUAUACCUGAUAUUUAUAGAUUUUUUCACCUAUAACGGAAGGCUAUAGGUAAUAAGUAUCUAUAAAAACCCUUGAUGUUUGCAAGAUACAAAGUUAUAUAAUCCCACAUUCUGUUCUUUGGAAACUUAUAAAAAACUGUUCUUUGCCGAAUGAUAUGUUGUAUUUGGAACCCGUAAAAUAAUAUUUCCAUUGACGUCAUAUUGUAAUCGGUGAUGACGAAGUAAACUUAAAAUUUGUACACAAAGUUCCAUUGAGGCACUUUGUCUCAAUUGAAAUGUCAUGGUUAUCGAUCACGCAUUUUAAACAUAUAUCCAAUUUUGCUACGAUCAGACAGACAAACACUGAUAAAAAACCUAAUUUUGUACAUGUCAACUGUUGUUAAAUUAAAACUACUUCCUAUUCGAGAAGCCACUCGCUGAUAAUAACCCCGCAAAUACUGAGAAAAUCAACAAUUGACCAGUAAUCAGUAAGGAUGGAAUGAAAAAGGAUCAAAGAGUCGCAUGCAAUAAUCACUUAAUCACGAAAAAUCAAACAGUAAAAAGGUCAGGGUGGUCAUAAGGGUGAAUUGAUGGAAUGUGACGGGAGAAUGUUCAGACACCUACAAUUGAAGUUUUUGAAAAUAAUAGAAAAAUAUGUCAUUGGAUUUCAUAAAUAUUAUCAAGAGCUAAUCAAACCACAGAAAGUUGUUGUCCAUGUUUUCGAAUCCUGUGCAGGUAAGGAAGGAAAACUGUCCUUUUCUGCUUGGACAGAUCGCUUGUCUUCUUUUUAUUUAGCACCUAAGAAAGUUGUCCGAAACAUGUCAAAUCAUACACUACGUUAAGCCUAACUAUUUGGAUAUCAAGAGCAAAUUCCUCUAAUUGACCGCUGGCAUACGUUGUCUUAUCGACCCAUUAUUCAUUUGUUUACUAAACAGCAACAAAACAUCUUUAAAAGUCGCUUUGCUGAUUCUUUCGUCCUCGCUGCCUUCAAAAACUUUUGUUAAGUGUUUUAUGAGAUGCGUCCCUAAUUUCAAUUUGCAAACGCAAAUAAUUAUAUUCCAUAUCUGGAACAGAAACACACUUUACUAAUAUCCCUCCCUUAUACGUUGAUUGGCUUAGGCCGAGCUACUUGUGCAUUGAUUGGUUUCGACCAAGCUAUUUGUUCAUUGAUUGGCUAAAACGGAGCUCUUUGUUCGUUGAUUGGCUAAGACCGAGCUACUUGUGCAUUGAUUGGUUUCGACCAAGCUAUUUGUUCAUUGAUU